This is a messenger RNA of Abrus precatorius (Indian licorice), 1158 nucleotides long. RefSeq lists its product as uncharacterized. The record is from RefSeq and is a predicted model, not a curated record. The transcript has 2 exons. NCBI's taxonomy places the organism in Eukaryota, Viridiplantae, Streptophyta, Magnoliopsida, Fabales, Fabaceae. Bases 119 to 442 code for a protein of 107 amino acids.
AAUUCCAAUGAAAUUAGUUUCUGGCUCUGAAAAGGUCGCCAUAGAAGAAGUCUUCGUUUUAGAGAGAGAAUCAAAGAGUUUCUUUCUGGUUUAAGAAGAGAGAGAGAGAGGGGCUACCAUGAUAACGCGAUCGAAUCUGGCCGAACAGCUGCGAGAGUAUCAGAUUCGAUCCAAGCAUGACUGGGCCUCCGUCUCGUUCUUCUCCUCAACUUCUUCAAAUAUCACCACUUCCAGGGUGGAUGUCGUGGUUUUUGUAAUAUGGGAACUUGUUAUUUUAGCUUUCUUGGUUUUUUCUGUAGUCUCUUUGUACUUCAAGCACAUCCAGCUUGCUUUUAUUUUAGUCUGCAUCACGGUUCUAUUACUUCUAUGCAUGAAAAUCACAAAGCAAGUAAGACUGGCAAGGAAAAAGAAACGAAGGAUGCUUCUUCCAUUGUCAAUGUAAAACGGUAUCAAGUGUUGAUCUUUGGCAUAUCCUUUUUAAUUUCUUCCCGUUUACUGGCGUAGGGUCGUGGCCAAUCUUGACCAUUUCCAUAGGUCCAGCUUCUCAUUCAUCACUGGAUUGUGUAACUUCUGAUUCCGCCUAUAGCAAGUCACCUAAAGUAUAUAAUUGAUAUUUCUACAUCAACACAAGCUUAUCCAAUUGGUUGAUGUAGAUCGUUAUCGGAGGUGGUAUGGCUUAGUAGUGCUAAGGUCUUCGUCACAACUCAACCUAUAUAUUUGGCAUUUCUUUUGCUAUUUGUUUUUGUAUAUGUAGUGCAACUGGUGCAAGGUACUGUUGAGGCUUUUGACCCCUUGAUAGUGUAACGUGCUUACAUUGAAAGUUCAAAUACUGUCAGAUGAGUUAUUGUAUAAUGACGACACAUGUACGAGAUAGUUUUGGCACUGUAAUAUUGUGCACAAGGUGCUUAAAUGGUAGAUGCAAAGUGUUGCAGCUUUGCUCUUUCUUGGAGAUAUUUCUGUGGUGUUGCCCUUUUAUGAAAAAUGUAACCCUUGUUAACUUCACUUUGGAUGAUGAUGUGAAAACAUUUACCUAUAUGUCGAUUCUUAAUUUUUCAGUGGAAUAUGUAUUGGGCCGUUCCACAUUUAACUUAAAAAGUUCCAUUAAAUAGCGUUUCCACGUGGUAGAACUUUCUCAAGGAAUAUAAGAUUUUUACGAGG